Monomorium pharaonis (pharaoh ant) is the source of this 4408-nucleotide messenger RNA. Its product is annotated as glucose dehydrogenase [FAD, quinone]. The record is from RefSeq and is a predicted model, not a curated record. The coding region runs from base 541 to 2475 and encodes 644 amino acids. NCBI's taxonomy places the organism in Eukaryota, Metazoa, Arthropoda, Insecta, Hymenoptera, Formicidae. The transcript has 2 exons. Gene Ontology annotation, molecular function: oxidoreductase activity, acting on CH-OH group of donors; flavin adenine dinucleotide binding.
UUAUCUGAUUAUUCUCUGUAUAAAAGUUAUUAAAGUUAUCAAAAAUUUUUUUCGCCAUGAAACGAAAAGUCCGGUUGAAUCUUAAGUUUUUUCGUCAACAGACGAAUCUUCGUUUUUCCGUCUUAUUUGUACUUUUACGUUAUUUGUAUUUUAUACCAUCUUUUUAUUUGUAUGACUUAAUUUUCCGGCGAUAUGUUGAUGACUUCAAAUUUUUUUAUUGUUUAUCUAUUGUUUGUUACCAUUAUUACAUUUGUUACCAUUAUUACAAUACUUAUUUUUGCUUGAUUUUAAAUAUUUUUUGUAUUGACUGAUGAGGACUUCGUAAAGUCGAAAGUUUCGAAAGUUUUUUUUUAUUAUUAUAUUGCGUUUUAGAGUUUAUUCGUUUAUUACAUUUUUUAUCUUUAUUAGUAGUCAAUUAUUUACAAUUUUUAUAGGGAUACUGUAUUGGCUCGUUUAUUAAUCUGUUUUUUUAUAUUUAUUGCUUUAUUAUAUUCUAUAUAUAUAUUUUUCAGAUAUUGAGGAACCAAUUAGAAUUCAAAUAUGCAGAACAAAAUUCCAAGUCUACUUCAUAUUCUAAAUAUAAGCAUCAUUAUCAAUUCAGUUUUUAUUAUUUAUACAAAUAGCCAGCGAUAUGAUACUCUUCAUGACAAUAAUAACAGAGGGCCAAUAUUGCCAAAUUUAUUAAAAUUCGCUGCAGGAAAUGUCAACUUUUUAAUUGAGAAUCAACAUUACUUGCAUCAAGAAUUACCGGAUACGACACCGCAGAAUGAAGACACGUAUGAUUUUAUAGUGAUCGGUGCUGGUACGGCCGGCGCAACCAUAGCCGCGAGACUGAGCGAGAUUUCUCACUUCAAGAUUCUACUGAUUGAAGCUGGUUUUCACGAGUCCCUCUUCAUGGAUAUUCCGCUGAUUGUUGGUAUUUCGCAGUGGGCUAAUAACAUUAACUGGAAUUAUCGAACCAAAUCGUCCAAUAAGUACUGUCGCGGUAUGAAAAACAAUAGUUGCUCUUAUCCGAGAGGAAAAGUGGUCGGUGGCAGCAGUGUGCUAAACUUCAUGAUAGCCAGCAGAGGUGUCGCCGAGGAUUACGAUCGUUGGGCUGAGAUGGGGAACGAAGGUUGGGCAUACAAGGACGUUCUCAAAUACUUUAAAAAGAUUGAAACAAUAGAUAUUCCGGAACUAAAAUCAGAUACCGUCUAUCAUGGUACGGAUGGACCAGUACACAUCACUUACCCGAUACAUCGUACUCCAAUGGUAGAAAGUUUCCUAAAAAGUUGUAAAGAACGGAAAUAUCCCAUAACAGAUUACAAUGGGAAAAACGAAAUAGGAUGCUCGUAUAUACAGGCUACAAUUAUAAAUGGUACACGCAUGAGUAGUAAUGUGGCAUAUUUGCAUCCCUUACACGAUCGUAAAAAUCUUCACUUGACUUUCCGAAGUACAGUGACAAAAGUGUUGAUCGACCGUAUCAUAAAUCGGGCAAUUGGCGUAGAGUUCGUAAAAAAUAAUAAAAUUAUACGUGUGCUUGCGAGGAAGGAAGUGAUUCUAUGUGCAGGUGCUAUCGGAUCACCACAAUUGUUAAUGCUAUCUGGCAUUGGACCAGCGAAACAUCUUACCGAACUGGGCAUAGACGUCGUGCAAGAUGCGCCAGUCGGCGAAAAUCUUAUGGAUCAUACAAAUUUUGUUGGACUAUCGUGGACAAUAAACACAACGACAAGCAUAAUACCACGUCAACAGUUUAACCCCAUUAAUCCGUAUAUAUCGGAUUUUUUAAUAAAGCGAACGGGGCCAUACACAAUUCCAAGCGGAUGCGAGGCUCUUGGUUUCAUCAAUACAAAACAAUCAGAAAAGCAUAACGGUCUACCGGAUAUAGAACUAUUAUUUUGUAGUAUAUUAUUGAAAAAUUUUCUUUCAGCAAUGACUUUAAAUCUUAAAGAUAAAAUAGUUCAGCAAUGGAAGUACAAUAACAGACAUGGUUGGAGCAUUCUAGUAAUACCUUUGAAACCAAAAAGUCGUGGCAAGAUAACGCUGUUGGAUAAUGAUGUUAAUGUCAAACCAGAAAUUGUGCCGAAUUAUUUCGACGAUCCAGACGAUAUUAAAACGAUGAUCGCCGGUAUUAGAACUGCGAUACGCAUUGGUCGCACGAAAGCAAUGCGGGAAUUUGAUUCUCAGUUGGUAAAUAUUACUUAUACGGAAUGCAACAACAACAGAUAUGAUUCUGAUGCUUAUUGGGAAUGUCAAAUAAGGAUGCUAUCUUCCACCCUCUACCAUCCGUGCGGCACUUGUAAAAUGGCACCCAUUGGAGAUCCAACUGCUGUCGUCGACCCUAAAUUAAAGGUAAUUGGUAUUCAAGGAUUACGUGUGGCAGAUGCGUCCAUUAUGCCCGAAAUUAUAUCGGGACACCUAAAUAUACCUACAUAUAUGAUUGCCGAAAAAGCGGCAGAUAUGAUCAGAGAAGAGUGGAAUUAUUUGGGAAAGUAAAAUCACAAAAACAAUCCUCGAGGACAAAAAAUGUUAAUUUAACUAAAUUUUUUAACUUGAUUAAAUUUUUUAAAUUCAACUAUUUAUGCAUUUAACUAGAUAUUUAUGUAUAUAUUUGACAAAAAAUGUGUGCGUGUGUAUCUGGCUAUAUAAUAUAUAUUCAUUGCUUUUUUUUAAAUUUUUCAUUCAAUCAUUCCUAUCUGGAGAAACUUUGACAUUUAUUUAUGAUGAAUUUCUAUAUUAAUUUAAUUUUUUCUAUAUUAAUUUAAUUUUUCCGGUGAUGAGGUUAGAUUUCAUAUCGAAGAGUUUUUUGAAAGUUUUAAUAUCGUGCCAAAAGUAUCGCAAUACUAUCAGUGUGAUCACAAAAGAAAAUUUUUCUCCGUAACAACUGUUGGUGAUAUAAAGUUACUCGAACGCAAUCGUUCGAGCACCUCUUCUCGCGCGGGAAAGCCUCGAAGAAUCAUUACAAACGUAGCGUAACAGCUCGCUCGAAAAUCGCUUCGAACUUUGAAGUAACAGUUCGUACUAUAUGCUAUAAGUUCCACAACGGCGUGUAACGCGUGGCAUUGCGAGGAAGGGCGGGAGGGAUGUGAAAGAUAUUUCUCUUUUACCUCGAGGCCCGCGACGAGAUUCAGUGAGAUACUUUCCUGUUUCGCGUUAUCCUCCCCGGCUUUCCGGGAAGAUUGCGAUUACUCCGCAAGACAGCGGAAUUUACGAAGUGCGUCAGGCAAUUUACAUGUACUUUACAGUUCCGCUAAACUCGCGCCGCGCUUGUAUACAACGUGAACGCGCGCGCGCGUAUAAUCGCGUGUAGAAGUGAUUUAAUGUCGGAAAACUGCGCGAGUGCAUCCAUGCAAGUACGGCUCUAACGUCGCCUGAGCGUAUCCACCGAAUGGAGUUGGGAUACUCUAGCGGCCAAGGAGCUCUCUAUGUGUUAGGAGCCCGAUGUGCUGCGUUGUUCUUACCGCGCGUUACCGCGGUCGAGAAGUGCGCCAAUAAUGUUCUUCUCCUCCACUCUCUCGGGCUACUUAAGAAAGGUAAAAUCUUAUUUCUUUCCGGUGGGAGAAGAGCGAGGCCGCGACAGCGCGCCAGAAGUUUCGACCGGGAUUCGCCCGGUGAACACCGAGCGCAUUUACAGUCAAUAUAUAUAGUAUGUGUAGCUGCGAAAGCCAUCGCUCGUUUCGCUCUAAUCAAUAGUUUAGAUUUAAUUUUGUCUCAAACUUCAGAUUUUAGACCAGAUUAAAUCAGAUUAGAUUUUAAAAUUGAGAGAUGAUAUAUAUAAUUGUGGCAGAUGUAUUUAAAUACUUUCCGAAGUACAAUCAGUGAAAAAUCAAUAAAGUCUAUGAAAAUACACUGAUUUUCAGUAAUAGACUUAUAACUUAUCAAUCAGUGAAAUAAAUUAAAUACUGAUCUUUCAGUGACAAUACACUAAUGUUAAAGGUAAAAUCGCUAAAAGAGUGAAUACUCAUUAUCACCGUUAUAAUUAAAUCUAUCCCUACAAAUCAGUGAUAAUACACUGACUGUCAUUUAAAGAGUACAUAUGUAAAUUUUCCUUUCACUCUUUUUUUUUGUAAAUAAUUAGCGGUUUAAAAUAUUUUCCAUCUGUUCGACAUUUAUCUAUUCGACAAGUGUUUUAUCAGAGUCGAGACGGUCAGCUAAUAUGUGGUCAGCUAAUAUUAUUUCAAUAACCUACAGUCUCGUCGGCAGCGGUGAAGAUGUCUGUAAAAGCGCAGACCUGAAAGCGCGCCGACGAUUUCACGUGCGGAAAUUGAACGACUGUGAUGUACUAAGUCGCGCAUGAAUACGUCGGAAAAGUACUGUCCAGCCGGAAGAAACCCUAUUUAAUUAUUACUGGAAAAUUCAUGAUCCGUCGUAGGAGACACGUGCGAUCGUGAGCUAAUUGAACAGGUCAGAGUAAAGAAAAAAAAAAAAA